AUGAUUUACCUCAUUUCCCUCCCCACAUCAUGGGCUGGCGAAAAUGACACCGACGCCGAGCUUGGGCAGUCCGAUCCGUGGUGGGCUUUUGGACUGUCCUUCAAUACCCUCCUUGUUGUCCUGGGCCGUACAAACCCCCAUUCAUUCCACGCAUGGCAGUUCUGUCUCGUCUGCUUCGGAGGGCCAUUUACCAUCGCUUUUGCGCUGCUUUUUAUUUCAACACGAGCUCGUGGACCUAUUUAUGGCCAAGCCUACGUUUGGUGUAGCGUUAGUGAUAAUUGGCCAAACGUUCGAGUCUUUUCCUCUUACAUCUUCGUAUGGUCUUGUAUCGUUGGUUCAGUCGUCCUGAAUAUCAUCGUUGGCUACCGCAUCUUUCACUCAAGGAAUCAAAUCCGAAAUUUUUCAAAUUCAAUGGAUUCAACCAAGACUGCCACACGCAACGCCGAGAAUGCUGCAUAUCCGGUGCUCGUCGCUGAAGACUUUGUCACCCUGGCGCCAGUUCCCUAUAUUUCGCUGCCUGUGCCAUUACAUGCACGAGCAACAUUAGGGGUUCUCGAAGGCUCAAUGUACGAGACGCCGGAUCACUACCGAUCGACAAUCAUUUCAAAUAAACCUCGCGAUUCGAGUUCGCGAAAACACCGAGUACACCGCACCAUAAUGGUAACCAGGGGAGUAAUAUCGAAAUGCCGUGUUGAGGACCCUGUGAAGAGGGUAUAUCUACGCGCCACAUUCCUCUUCACUUUCAGCGUCGUCGUCUCGUGGACGCCAGCAACCAUUAACCGCUUUCAUAGCUUUAAGUACGGGCACUCCCCAUUCCCGUACCAAAUUGCGACUGUGUCCCUUCUGCCACUCCAGGGUGUCUGGAAUGCCAUCAUUUUCUUUGUGACUAGCCAUAAAAUUAUGGAGGACUGGGCGCAGGAUCAACGGACUUUGAGGGUUUCUAGGCCGACAAUUGAUACAGAGGAGGCGGCGAUAAGGACACCCGCUAGAGGUUCGAAUAUGUAUGAGGACCUGGAUCCUACUGAUUCGGGAGGUGGCAUUGAGCUGGGCCAGGUAGAAGAAGAAGUGGCGAACAGAAGUAAUUUCAUCGAAGCAGCAUAG
Fusarium falciforme is the source of this 1101-nucleotide messenger RNA. RefSeq lists its product as hypothetical. NCBI's taxonomy places the organism in Eukaryota, Fungi, Ascomycota, Sordariomycetes, Hypocreales, Nectriaceae. The transcript has 5 exons. Gene Ontology annotation, molecular function: G protein-coupled receptor activity. Gene Ontology annotation, biological process: adenylate cyclase-activating G protein-coupled receptor signaling pathway. The coding region runs from base 1 to 1101 and encodes 366 amino acids. Gene Ontology annotation, cellular component: plasma membrane. The record is from RefSeq and is a predicted model, not a curated record.